Xyrauchen texanus (razorback sucker) is the source of this 1490-nucleotide messenger RNA. RefSeq names its product torsin-1A-like. Gene Ontology annotation, biological process: nuclear membrane organization; protein localization to nucleus. NCBI's taxonomy places the organism in Eukaryota, Metazoa, Chordata, Actinopteri, Cypriniformes, Catostomidae. The transcript has 5 exons. Gene Ontology annotation, cellular component: nuclear envelope; endoplasmic reticulum; endoplasmic reticulum lumen. The coding region runs from base 34 to 1011 and encodes 325 amino acids. The record is from RefSeq and is a predicted model, not a curated record. Gene Ontology annotation, molecular function: ATP hydrolysis activity; ATP binding; kinesin binding.
CGAGACUGAUUGAGGCAAGGCAGAAACGCUUCAAUGAUGAACUUGUCUUGUUUAUUAAUCGUUUUGUGUCUUUUUUCUCAUAUAACUUUAACGUCAGGUUUCAUGGAAGUGUUAGCUGCUUUUGUAGCUUAUACGUAUGACGCAAUAUUUCAAGGGGAUGGUUUAAAGCCUUUUGAUCCUAAACGUUUGGAGGAAGAUCUCAGACGGUCUCUGUAUGGGCAGCACAUCGCUUCCGAGGUCAUACUAAAAGCUGUAUCGUCGUUCAUGACUGACAGUAAUCCCAAUAAACCGCUGGUCCUGUCUUUCCAUGGGACAUCAGGGGUAGGGAAAAAUCAUGUUGCUAAAAUCAUCGCAAAAAACAUUUACAAAAAAGGAGAAGAGAGCACGCAUGUUAGCACAUUUAUUUCUGAGCUUGAUUUCCCACACGACCAGAUGACGGACCAGAACAGUGCAAAGCUAAAGGAGUGGAUUCAUAAAAAAGUAUCAGGUUUCCCUCGCUCCAUGUUCAUAUUUGAUGAAAUGGACAAGAUGAACCCAAAGAUUAUCGAAACCAUAAAGCCAUAUCUAGACUACAACCCCCAUCUAAAUGGAGUGUCAUACCGCAAUGCAAUCUUUAUUUUUCUCAGUAAUGCAGGUGGACAAGUGAUCACAGACUUGACUUUGGAUUUCUGGAGAAAUGGCAAACAAAGAGAAGAAAUACGGAUAAACAGCAAGGAACUGGAGAUGCAGAUUGUUCAAAACGUCUUCAAUGCUAAAAACAGUGGAUUUCAGCACUCCAGCCUCUUGGAUCAUCAUCUGAUUGAUCAUUUUAUUCCUUUCCUACCUCUGGAACUGAAGCAUGUGCGUCAGUGUGUCCUGUCUGAAAUGGCCCACCUGAAAAUGACUGAAGACUUUGAUCUGGCUGACAAAGUGGCCAGAGACAUGCCUUUCUUUCCUUCAGGGGAGAAAAUCUUUGCUGUUAAAGGCUGCAAGUCAGUCAGACAGAAGCUGGUGCUUUAUGCUGAUGAUUAGAUGAAAGAGACUUGAGAUGCACAUUUUGUCCACAUUGUACUGUUACUGAUUAGACUGUCGUUUUCUGCACUUAGCUGACGACAUUGAAGUAUGAUUUGACUUUUGACCUUUUUUACUUAUUAAUAUUUCAGUGUUGAAGAGUUACCUUGCCUAGUCUGGAUUUAAAGCGGUGUAAUGUCUGUCAAGUUUCACCAAGUGGAAUUUGAAGAAUAAUCGCUGUUUUCAAACCGUUUUCAGAAAACGUCCCCGUCUUUCGUUGGCUGUUUUAAAGGGAUAUUCUCGCCCCAAACUCAACUGGUCGAGUCAGUGUUGCUGUGUCAAGCUGGCUUGUUUUUGUUUUCUUUUUCGUGCCUUACACAUCAAUUUUUGUUUUUUAAUAGGAAGAACACAACUUAUAUAUGGGUGUUUCUUCAACUUUGAGCACUUUUAGCUCUGUGAAUUUCUAGAAAAUAAAUUUAUUUUCUAGAAAUUCACAGAUA